Marchantia polymorpha subsp. ruderalis is the source of this 1351-nucleotide messenger RNA. Lineage: Eukaryota; Viridiplantae; Streptophyta; Marchantiopsida; Marchantiales; Marchantiaceae. The record is from the annotation of a GenBank genome assembly.
UUCCAUUCAUCCAAAGGUUGUAAUUUCUUUGGUUCUAGCACAUCGCUCGUUGAAGCGAAAUUCUGUGUCCAAAAGACAAAAUUGUGCUUAUUUUUGUGCGUUUGCUGGAGGUGUGAGAGUCCAUCAAUCAAUUAUUUCCUCGCAAGAGUGAUCACUGUCGAAGUGAAAGACAGAAUUGGCACGUCGAGUGGUCAGGAUGUCGGGCGCCACAUUAGCUUCGGGGCCUCGCAGUUCACAACUUGGAACCACACCUGGCGAAGGAGAGCUCCGGAAGAGGAGUGAAGAGAACUCAGCUUCGGGUCUUGGAGGAAUUAUGGGAUCACUUCGAGUGAUCGAGUUGCAGCUUGUUGCCUUCAUUGUUGUGUUCUCUGCCAGUGGUCUUGUUCCCUUGAUAGAUCUGGCCUUUCCUGUCAUUCUAUCGAUAUAUGCAUUUGCAUUGUCUGCUAUGGUGUUUCCGAGUUAUGGAUCAAAAGGAGUACCGGACGUGUUUAGAGGUAACCGCUUUUUCCAAUUCUAUGUUAUCCUCGGAACAAUCAUCGGCCUCUUCCUUCCGUUAGCCUACGUGUUGGGUGGCUUCGCCCGUGGUGACCAACAUGCAGUACGAGCUGCUACUCCUCAUCUUUUCCUCCUCUCUUUCCAAGUUCUCAGUGAAAACGUCAUCAGUGGGUUGAGCAUUUUCUCCCUUCCCGUGAGAGCUCUCCUGCCAAUCCUGUACACUACUCGAAGAAUCUUCACCUUGUGCGACUGGACCGUCGACACCUUCAGCAAGACUCACGUACAAGCUCACAGCUCCAACCAACCCGAUCAUCCAUUCGACCCACGCUUUCCCGAUUACGCCUGGAUGUUGUUUGGACGUGCUCUGGCCGUUGCAAACACAGUUUAUUUCAUUAUCAAUCUGUUCUGCUUCCUCAUCCCAAUGUUCCUUCCCCGCGCAUUUGAGACCUACGCCGAACAACGAGCAACGUACAUGGCAGAGCACCCAAAGAAGCAUGCAGCUGAACCUCAUGUGACUGAGCAGGAAAAGAAAGCGGAGCAAAGCCAGAAGCUUCCUCAACCUGUGCCUUAUGACAGACACAGGGGGGAGAAGAAGGCGCAGUAAAUAGUACAUAUGCCGCACAUGUUUAGAAAUAUCCUGUACACUUGUAGAAGUUUACAUUCAUUUUUUUACCAUAGGUUUUGCCAAUCUUUUUACCCGUGUUUUGUAUUUUCCUUCCUGGGGUUGUCUUCACUGGGAUUUGAACUUUCAUAAGCUCAACCCACUAUUUACAAUUGUAGCUGGUAUUCACAACGAAGACAAAUUGCAAUAGACGUCUAAGCUUCAAGCUUCUUUUUGUAAGUUAUUUGUCACAGA